Danaus chrysippus (African queen) is the source of this 1431-nucleotide messenger RNA. The record is from the annotation of a GenBank genome assembly. Lineage: Eukaryota; Metazoa; Arthropoda; Insecta; Lepidoptera; Nymphalidae.
AUGGCUGGUGUGUGGUCUAUGGGUCCUGGUACCUAUGAAGUUCCAUUGUCCUUAUUCGCUAAGAACAGAGAUAGACUUGCAGAAAAAUUGAAGAGUGGCCAAGUAGUUGUUCUGCAAGGAGGAGAUGAUAUAAAUCACUAUGAUACUGACAUCCAAUACAUUUUUAGACAGGAAGCAUAUUUUACAUGGGUUUGUGGUGUUCGAGAGCCGGGCUGCUAUUUUGCUCUUGAUGUGAAAACCAAGAAGAGCAUUGUAUUUGUGCCCCGUCUGCCAGAUGAGUAUGAAAUUUGGAUGGGGAAACUACUCAGUUGUCAAGAUUACACAAAUAUGUAUGGGGUCAAUGAAGUUCGUUUUGUUGACGAGAUCUGUGAAGUAUUAAAAUCACUCAACCCUGACACUUUGCUGACACUUAGUGGUCCCAACACUGAUAGUGGAUUAACUGCUGCAGAAGCUGUGUUUGAAGGAAUUGAUGAAUUUAAAGUGGACAAUGAAACACUAUUUCCAAUUAUUGCUGAACUGCGCGUCAUCAAAACUCCAGAGGAGAUUGAAGUAAUGCGUUACAUAUGCAAAGUAUCCUCUGAUGCUCAUAAACAGGUGAUGUUAUACGCAAAGCCGGGUCUUAUGGAGUAUCAAUGUGAGUCAGUGUUCCUUGAUCAUUGUUACCGUGUGGGCGGAUGUCGCCAUGUCUCCUACACAUGUAUUUGCGGCUCGGGAGACAAUUCUGCUAUUCUGCACUAUGGACACGCAGCAGCACCUAAUAAUAAAAUGAUCAAGGAUGGGGAUAUAUGUUUAUUCGACAUGGGCGGUAAUUACGCUGGCUACGCCGCAGACAUUACAUGCUCUUUUCCUGCAAAUGGAAAAUUCACUGAAGAUCAGAAGCUCAUAUAUGAAGCUGUGUUGGCUGGAAGAGAUGCUGUUAUUAGACAGGGAAAACCAGGAGUUAAAUGGACAGACAUGCAUCUAGCUGCAAAUAGAGCUAUGUUAGAACAUCUCAAGAAAGGUGGACUUUUGAAAGGAGAGGUGGAGAAAAUGAUUGCGUUUGGUGUGAACGGCAUCCUUCAACCUCAUGGGCUCGGUCACUUAUUGGGUCUUGAUGUGCAUGAUGUAGGAGGUUAUCUCAAACACUGCCCUCCAAGACCCAGCGGACCUCUUGGAAGAUUAAGAACUGCUCGGGUAUUGGAAUCUGGAAUGGUCCUUACUAUUGAACCCGGAUGUUACUUCAUACCAAAGUUAUUAGCUGCAGCUAAACGAAGCCCGAAAGUAUCGCAGUUCUUCGAUUGGGAUGUAAUGGAGAGAUUCAGAGGCUUUGGCGGAGUUCGCAUAGAAGAUGACGUACUCAUCACAGAUAAUGGCGUCGAAAAUCUCACAUUCGUGCCAAGAACUGUUGCGGAAAUAGAAGAGUUCAUGGCUAAUGGUGCAAACUUCAAGUAA